Messenger RNA from Stegostoma tigrinum, 3690 nucleotides. RefSeq names its product utrophin-like. The transcript has 3 exons. The record is from RefSeq and is a predicted model, not a curated record. Gene Ontology annotation, cellular component: plasma membrane. Gene Ontology annotation, molecular function: zinc ion binding. The coding region runs from base 1609 to 2193 and encodes 194 amino acids. Lineage: Eukaryota; Metazoa; Chordata; Chondrichthyes; Orectolobiformes; Stegostomatidae. Gene Ontology annotation, biological process: synaptic signaling.
UGGAACAGUGUCCUUCAUUGCGAGAGUGAUGCAGUUUAAAAAUCGGGAGGGUAUGCUACAGUUGUAUAGGGUGCUGGUGAGGCUUGGUGUGGAGUAGUUUGUACAGUUUUAGUCUCCUCACUUGAGAAAGGAUGUACUGGCACUGGAGGGGGUGCGAAGGAGGUUCACGAGGUUGAUUCCAGAAUUAAAAAUGUUGCUGUAUGGGGAGAGAUUGAGUAGACUCCGAUUGCAGUCACUGGAAUUUAGAAGAAUGAGGGGUGAUCUAAUAGAAACUUUUAAAAUUAUGAAACAAAUGGAUCGGAAAUUGUUUCCACUGAUGGGCGAAAUUCCAACUUGGGGGCACAGCCUCAAAAUAAGUGUGAACAGAUUGAAAACUGAGUUGAGGAUGAGCUUCUUCAUCCAAAGGGUUGUGAAUCUGUGGAAUUCUCUGCCCACUGAAACAGUUGAGGUUCCCUUGUUGAAUGUUUUGAAAGCCAAAACAGAUAGAUCUUUGAACAGGAAAGGAAUUGAGGGUUAUGGUGAAUGGGAGGGUAAGUGGAGCUGAGUCCGCAAAAAAGAUCAGCGGAACGAGCUGGAAGAGACAGAUGGCCUACUCCUGUUUUAUUUCUUAUGUCCGUAUGUCCUUAGAUUGCCAUCCUUGUCAUUCCUCCUUCCCUGGAAUAGGCCAGUUCUGAACGCUGAUCAGUAGGUCUUUAAAUAACUCCCACGUAUCAAAUGUUGACUUGUUCAAUAAAAGCUCCUCCCAAUUAAUACUGCUCAGCUCCUACCUAACACUGAUGUAAUUUUCCCUCCCCCAAUUUCGUCCCUUCCCACAAGGUCCUGAUUAUCCAUGGCUGUCUUAAAAUGUAAGGAGAUGCGAUCGCCCAUUUAAGAAGCUCCUGGUUCACUGUUUUUCCCAAGUGGGAGUCAGCUACAGGCUUUCUUGUUCCACGAUGGGGGAGGAAAUGGCCGAGAGGUAUUAUUGCUGGACUGUUAAUUCAGAGACUGAGAUAACAUUCUGGGGACCUGUGUUCAAAUCCCAGCACAGCAGAUGGUGGAAUUUGAAUUCAAUAUAAAAGAAAAUCAUGAAUUAAGAAUAUAAUGAUGACCAUGAAUUCAUUGCCAAAUGUCAGAAAAACUCACCUGGUUCACUGAUGUGCUUUCGGGAAGGAAACUGCCACCCUUACAUGAUCUGGCCUACAUGUGACUGCAGACCCACAGCAAUAUGAUUGACUUUGAACUGUCCCCUGGGCAAUUAGGGACGGACAAUAAACACUGCGUAGCUCGGGAUGUCCUCCUCCCAUUAACAAAUAAAUAAAAUUGGAUUCUAGAUCUUCCGAUCCAAGAUCGUUUCUUGCUCUCAUACUAAUUUCUUUGCUUACAGUCACUUUCCCUCCUGCCUGUCUUUUUGGAAUGCCGUAUAGCCCUGCGCACUUAGCUCCAGUGUUGAUCUCCUUGUAACCAUGUCUUUGUAAUAGCUAUAAAAUCAUGCCCGUCAACCUAGAAAUGUGCUAUUAAUUUGUUGAUUUUGUUCUGAAUACAAUGAGCACGCAAGCAAAGAGCCAUGAAUUUAGCUUUAUCACUUGAUUUCACCUCUUGACACUAUUUACAGCUGUUUUCUGUUUGUACAUGCUUGUCUUUUCCAGUAGCACGCUGAGUAUUGUUAUCCCGAUAGUUCUUUCGUAUCAGUCCGUGUGUAUUCCUGGGCGAAUGUGCUCGUGUGGUCUCAGGAGUUGCGGAGGUCACGGCUCUGGGACAGCCGUUUCAUCGCUCUAUGCUGCAGAACCUACCCCGGAAGAGAGAGCCCAGAGAAUUGCCAAAGCUGUCCGCAAACAGUCAACAGAAGUGAAGGAAAAUUGGGAGCAAUUGAAAACCCGUGCGAGCAACUGGCAGAAACAGGUGGAAAAGGCGUUGGAGAAACUUCAAGAACUGCAGAAAGCGCUGGAUGAUCUUGAGGCUCAUGUGAUAACAGCUGAGGGGGUCCACACUGAUUGGCAACCUGUGGGUGACCUGCUUAUUGACUCAUUGCAGGAUCACAUUGAUAAAACCACAGGUAAGGACUAUCUGCAAAAUCUGAGAUUGGGUUUUGAAAGACAGCAGCCUUUGUUUUGGAGAGAUAAUGGGAACUGCAGAUGCUGGAGAACGCGAGAUAACACCGUGUGGAACUGGAUGAAGACAGCAGGCCAAGCAGCAUCUCAGGAGCACAAAAGCUGACGUUUCGGGCCGAGAACCUUCUUCAGAAAAUGGGGAGGGGGUGCGGGUUCUGGAAUAAAUAGGGAGAGAGGGGGAGGCGGAUGGAAGAUGGAUGGAGGAGAAGAUAGGUGGAGAGGAGAGUAUGGGUAGGGAGGCAGGGAGGGGAUAGGUCAGUCUGGGGAGGCCGGACAGGUCAAGGGAGCGGGAUGAGGGGUAAUAGGGGUGCGGCAUGAGGUGGGAGGGGGGAUGGGUGAGAGGAAGAAUAGGUUAGGGAGGCAGGGACGAGCUGGGCUGGUUUUGGGAUGCAGUGGGAGGACAGGAGAUUUGGAAGCUUGUGAAAUCCACACUGAUACCAUUGGGCUGCAGGGUUCCCAAGCAGAAUAUGAGUUGCUGUUCCUGCAACCUUCGGGUGGCGUCAUUAUGGCACUGCAGGAGGUCCAGGUUGGACAUUUCCUCUCAGGAAUGGGAGGGGGAGUUGAAAUGGUUCGUGACUGGGAGGUGCAGUUGUUUAUUGCAAACUGAGCGGAGGUGUUCUGAAAAGUGGUCCCCAAGCCUCUGCAUCGUUUCCCCAAUGUGGAGGAAGCCACAACGGGGACAGCGGAUGUUUUGGAUAUUUCUUAAGCAUUGAUUUUCAUUCAGAGUUGGUUGGAUUUUGCUGAAGCAAUAGACAUAACUCACUAUGACAUAGACAAUGUCAGAGUUAAUGUUUCGCGUCCUGUGACCCUUCCUCAGAUCUCAGUCUUCACUGAUGCUGCCAGACCUGCUGAGCUUUUCCAGCAACUUCUGCUUUUGUUGCUGAUUUACAGUGCCCACAGUUAGAACAUAGAACAUAGAACAGUACAGCACAGAAAAGGCCCAUCAGCCCACAAUGUUGUGCCGACCAUUGAUCCUCAUGUAUGCACCCUCAAAUUUCUGUGACCAUAUACAUGUCCAGCAGUCUCUUAAAUGACCCCAAUGACCUUGCUUCCACAACUGCUGCUGGCAACGCAUUCCAUGCUCUCACAACUCUCUGCGUAAAGAACCUGCCUCUGACAUCCCCUCUCUACUUUCCACCAACCAGCUUAAAACUAUGACCCCUCGUGCUAGCCAUUUCUGCCCUGGGAAAUAGUCUCUGGCUAUCAACUCUAUCUAUGCCUCUCAUUAUCUUGUAUAUCUCAAUUAGGUCCCCUCUCCUCCUCCUUUUCUCCAAUGAAAAGAGACCGAGCUCAGUCAACCUCUCUUCAUAAGAUAAGCCCUCCAGUCCAGGCAGCAUCCUGGUAAACCACCUCUGAACCCUCUCCAAAGCAUCCACAUCUUUCCUAUAAUAGGGCGCCCAGAACUGGACGCAGUAUUCCAAGUGCGGUCUAACCAAAGUUUUACAGAGCUGCAACAAGAUCUCACGACUCUUCAACUCAAUCCCCCUGUUAGUGAAAGCCAAAACACCAUAUGCUUUCUUAACAACCCUGUCCACUUGGGUGGCCAUUUUAAGGGAUCUAUGUAUCUGCACACCAAGAUCCCUCUGUUCCCCCACGCUGCCAA